Molecule: messenger RNA, 1215 nt
Organism: Trichomonas vaginalis G3
Lineage: Eukaryota; Parabasalia; Trichomonadida; Trichomonadidae
Product: N-myristl transf family
Exons: 1
Coding region: 1-1215 (404 amino acids)
Biological process (GO): N-terminal peptidyl-glycine N-myristoylation
Cellular component (GO): cytoplasm
Molecular function (GO): glycylpeptide N-tetradecanoyltransferase activity
Source: RefSeq, a predicted model, not a curated record
AUGACUGAUUUGGAUAUGGAGAAGCAGCACAAAUUCUGGAACACCCAACCGGUUGUCCAGGAGAAAGAGAAGCCAAAAGAUGCUGGUGUCAUUGAUACAUGCAAUGAUGUCUCAAAAGUUCCAAAAGAUCCACUUCCACUUCCAAAAGGCUUCUCCUGGGUCUUAGUAGAUACUAAAAACCCAGAGCAGCGUGCUGAACUCUAUGAUUUCUUAUGCAAGCACUACGUUAUUCAUCCAAACAACACCUUCCAAUUCGCAUAUUCCGAGGAAUUCUUAGAUUGGGCUCUUCAUCCACCAGGUUGGCUCCCAGAUUGGCACAUUGGUGUUCGCCAUGCAUCUGGAAAAUUAGUCGGAUUCAUCUCUGCCACACCAAUUACAGUUCGUAUUCAAAAGAAAGUUAUCGAUGAUGAUGGCAGCCAUCAUUUCGAGAUCGACACACGUAACAUCGUUGCUGUCGACUUCCUUUCCGUCCACAACGAGCUUCGUGGCAAGAGCCUUGCUCCAGUUUUGAUCCAAGAAGUCACUCGUCGUGUUCAUCUUCAAGGCAUCUUCGAAGCCAUUUUCACAGCCGGCAAGAACCUUACACUACCAUUCACAACAGCUCAAUACCACCACCGCUUCUUAAAUUACGAGAAAUUAGUUGAAAUCAAGUUCACAGCUCGCCAUCCAGGCCAAGACAUCAAGAAAGCUGGUCGCCAGUACAACCUUUCCCCAAUUACAUUCGCAGGUGGCGAAUUCAGAGAGAUGAGACCAGAAGAUGUUCCACAAGUCACAGAAAAGCUCAACAAGUACCUCGAACAGUACAAGAUCGCUCAAGUCUUCUCACAGGAAGAGGUCGCCCACAACUUCUUACCAAGAAAGAACAUCGUUGGUUCAUAUGUUCUCGUAGAAAAUGAUCAGAUCACAAACUUCUUCUCAUUCUACAUUGUUCCAUCAACCGUCAAAGAUUGCGUUAAAUACAAUAGCUACACAGCAGCUUACGUCUACUACUACUUCUGCACAAAGUCUCAAUUCACAGAUAUCGCCAAGGCUGCAAUGUACAAGGCCAAGGAGGACUACCAGGCUGAUGUAUUCAACUGCCUCGAUAUCCUCGAGAACAAGGACUUGCUCAACGUUUGCAAGUUCGUUCCAGGAGAUGGAAAGCUUAACUACUACCUCUUCAACUACAGAGUACCAGCUAUCGAGAAGGAAAGUUGUGGUGUCGUUCUUCUCUAA